Pelodiscus sinensis (Chinese soft-shelled turtle) is the source of this 4842-nucleotide messenger RNA. Lineage: Eukaryota; Metazoa; Chordata; Testudines; Trionychidae. The record is from RefSeq and is a predicted model, not a curated record.
GGAGCACCAGCACAGGUUCCCCAAUGGUGAGCCUUGAGGGCUGGAUCCAGGCAAACCAGGAGCCGCAUCCUGCCCCUGUGCCUGAUGUUCUUCAUAGUUGUUGUAAACCGGUGGUCCCUAACAUUUUGGGGCUACUGGGAGCCUGGGGGUAGCACUGCGCAUGCGCCUGGCUCGAGCUGGCUCUGGUCACUAGGCAGGUGCACAUAAAUGCCCCAGCGGGCGCUGUGGUGCCCGUGGGCACCGUGUUGGGGACCACUGAUGUAAACAAUGAGGCUUGAUGGGGCAGGCUCUUCUCUUGUGCAAGCUAAAGGUGUCCUUCAUAAUUUUGCAAAUGGAGCUUUUAAAGUCUUUGCUCAUUCUGCAUUUUGGAUGUACAACUGCAGAAAACUUUUUUUUUUUUUUAAAGGAUCAUAUCAAAUGGAGCUGUAAUUAUGAAAUUUGCAGGCGAGCCCUGCAAAGCAUUUAGGAAGUGUGAUAGGUGCAUUUUAUAAAUUCAAAACUAGAUAACAAAAGUAAUCUCCCUCCUGACAAAUGUAAAUUAUACAAAUAUUUAGAAUAAAGAGCUAAAUCCCAAUAACCAUGUUACCAACUUUUUACAUAUGCUUUUUCUCUUUAAAGAAAAAGUGACUGAGGAAUGUCUUUCCUAUACUUUCAGUUGCACAGUUUAAUAUCUGUGUGCUGUUUAAAACGUGUUCUAACAAGUACAUAACAGAAGACAGGGUAAUAAUUCUGAGACUGUUGGUAAACAAGAAAGAAGUAAGAUAUUGCUGUUAAGCUAAAGUGGUGUAAUUCAGUGAUUGCUUUAGUUAUUAUUGUAGAGCUCUUAAUAUGUCUGUUUUGUUUUAGGGUGAAUAAACGAGAGAUGAAUGCCAUCUGUAGCUUAAAGAUAGCUGGUAGGAACCGCAUUUUAUUUCGCUUAACUUCUUUGGCCAGUAAGGCAAAGUGCAAUAAUCUUUAUAGGUCUUCUAUUGAAGGUUUGAAUGUACAUCGUCAGAUUCAAAUAAAUCAUAGAGUGGAUAAAUGCAAGCGAUUAGAUAUAAGCAGCAACAACAGCUAUUAUUUUAUGAUUGGAAGCUCUAACUUCUACAGAAAAUCUAUUAAUAAAAGCCAAAGAUGUUUUUUGAAUGCCAAGAAUAUAGAAGUGUGCACAAACAUACACAGUAGCUGUCCUGGUUUCCUGGCCUCUCAGCUGAUAGUGGAAGAGCUUGCAUUAUUCCGAAGUCUUGCUCCACUGCAGUCCCUAAAUCCCAUUGCUGCUUGGAAUGUUCAGAUCAUCAGGCAUUUUCACGCCUCAUCAUCACUUCAGGCUGCUCCAGUGCCUCUAUUGUGGAUUAUCCUUAAACCAGUUCAGAAGCUAUUUGCUAUCAUUCUCGGAAGGAGCAUCAGAAAAUGGUGGAAGGCACUGCCUCCUAACAAACAGGAACUAUUUAAAGAAAGUGCAAGAAAAAACAAAUGGAAGAUAGUCCUAGCUCUUUGUAGCUUAGCACUUUUAUUUAUCGUGUUUUAUUUUACUCACUUAGAGGAGACACCAAUCACUGGGCGUGCUCGACUAUUGGUGUUUGGGAAUGAACAUUUUAGAGCAUUGUCACAGAUGGAAUAUGAUAUGUGGAUGGACCAGUUUAAAAAUAAAAUGUUAUCCGAGACAGACCCUCGCUAUCAGGUAGUGAAAAAAAUUGUUGGUCAUCUGUCUGAAAGCAACCAGGACAUCCCAGAGGUUUCAGAGUUUACGUGGGUUAUCCAUGUGGUGGAAGAACCAGGCAUAAAUGCUUUUGUACUUCCAAAUGGACAAGUAUUUGUUUUCACUGGUUUGCUAAAUGCAGUGUCAGAUAUUCACCAGCUCUCUUUCAUUUUGGGCCAUGAAAUAGCUCAUGCUGUUUUGGGACAUGCAGCAGAGAAGGCCAGUCUGGUACAUUUCUUGGAUUUCCUGUCACUUAUCUUGCUUGCGGUUAUUUGGGCAGUCUGUCCCAGAGAUAGUUUGGCAAUUGUAGGUCAGUGGAUCCAGAGUAAGUUGCAAGAGCUUAUAUUUGAUAGGCCAUAUAACAGGACAUUGGAAAUUGAAGCUGACAAAGUUGGACUUCAGUUUGCUGCGAAGGCUUGUGUGGAUGUAAGAGCAAGCACUGUGUUUUGGCAGCAGAUGGAAUUAGCUGAGACCAUUCAAGGGCAGCGUAAAUUACCAGAAUGGCUUUCCACACACCCUUCUCAUGAAAACAGAGCUGAAUGCUUGGACCGGCUUAUACCAGAGGCACUUAAAAUAAGAGAGAGUUGCAAUUGUCCCUCUCUCUCUGGACCAGACCCUCGCCUUAUUUUUAAACUUAACAUGCAGCAUCUUCUGGAAGCAUCUAAGGAUAAAGAAGGCCAUAACGCUACUCAACAUGGUCUUGCAAAGCCAAAAGUGGACUUUCCUUCUGUUCAAAAGGGGGAAAAACUUCCAGUAACUCUUGCAGUUGAAAAAGAACCAGCAAACUGAAGGGAAAAUAUAUUCACCAGAAAAACUUCACAAACUGUUGAUUGAACAGAUUUUUUUUCCUGAAGCACUUUUUUGAUUCUUUUAAGAUUAUCAAAUGGACAAAUAAUUGCAAAUCAUGUUUGUACUUCCCUGGUGCCAAAAAUCUGUUGAAGGAAACUUGUCUCUCUGUAACACAAAGUAGAUCAAGCCAUCAGUAUUCCGGGUUCCCAAACUUGUGGUGAUCUCCUUCUCAGUGCAAUGAGGAACUCUCCCCACAUAUAAAGAGUAGUGUGUUGGAGUUGAGAGACUUUUAUUCAAUAAGGGAUACUAAACAUAAAUCACUGCAGGGGAGGGGUAAUAAUCUCUGUACAGUCCAUUCACGCAAAUGGCAGAGCAGCAAUAAAAUGGCCAGUGAGCUGUACAUAUAUCCACCUAAUUGGAUGGCUUUCUGCUGGGCAUUUUUGUAUCAUAUAUCUUUUAAAGGCACUUUAGAAAUCAGGUUGAUUCAGCAUUUCACUUCAAAGUAAUCUGAAAGGAUUGUGCAGAAUUGUAUUUAAAAGUGAAGUCAGAAAAUGUCCCAGUGAAUCUAUAAAACCCGUUAAGAACUGUGACUUGUAGCACUGGGAUAUUUUGCAAGUGAUCACUUUUAAUGAUGUCUCUUUGAACAAUUGAGAUGUUUCUUCCAAGGCCAGAUUCACUUCAGCUGCAACUGGUCUAGAUAGAUCAGCACUUGACUAUUAGUGGUUGAUACUCUCUAAAUACAUUAGGUAAUGAAACCCUAUAAAACGUCUAAGCUAUAUAGCGGCAGAGGAAGCAUCCUAUUUUGUAUGUUUAUUUCUCCUUAGGAAACUGUUAUCGAAUACCAGUUUAGAAGUCUGCCUUCCCAGUCUGUCCUUCUUAAUGGGGAGAUGAGUAAUUGGAGGUGCUCGGGCUAGAAUGGAUGAGUGUAGUUUCCAAUGCAAGGCCUUGGUUGAAGUAGAUCUGGUGAAGAAGGAGACUUAAAGCAAAUGCCUCCAAAAUGAAACUUGGGAGAAUUUGCGAAGCUACUCCUCUGCCCCUUUGUACAGUGAGCUUCUCAGAUUGCAUAUAGGGAUGCAAUCCUCCAUCGGCAAACUUGAGUUGAGGAGCAGCUCCUUGGGGAUUAUGUAGAUGGAAGGCAGAAGAUUUCUCUGCUCCUUCAGCACAUGUAAGUUUGGGGAGCCAAUCUUACUUCCUGUGCUUGCCAGUCUGUGAGUUAAACUAGCAAACUGUACAGCCUCAUUUGAUGAGCUUGGGAAAAGGGCCAGAACAUUGUAAUGUGCAGCAAAGAAUCAUGUGCCCAAGAAGCUCCCUGCUUCAGAGUUGUUUUAUUUUUGUCCUUUCAUGAUUGACUGACCUUUUCUCCUUUAGCUAGGCUUUUCGUGAAGCACAACCAGCACAUCAUGUUUAUUUUCAGCUGGUUGAUAGGCUCUUCCUUUCCAGUUCCUAAAAAUUAUUGUGUGCCAUCCUUUUUGAAAUAAAAAAAGAUACAGUGAACGAAAGAGGAAGAGAUCUUUUACUGAUUGAAGCCUAUGCCCUAACUAUUGUUUUGGGGAUCUGUUUUUUUUUUUAUUAAAAUAAAGUUCAAGAAGAAAAUUACUGAUGCUUUCCUAUGCUAUAAGUGGGAAAACUGCAGGAUUUUAUUACAAUGUUUGACAAUGUGUAUCAGAUCAUGACACAGAUGGAAUUUGAAUGAUCCUGUGCAUUAUAAAGGGGAAGGGGAGAGCUAUGAAAUUUUAGAAUGUACCAGACAAAUCACAAUUUUAUUUUCCUUUUAAAUUUGAAUGGAAUUUUUCUGAAAAAACGACAUUCCGCAGUGGCUCUAGGCGCAGAGUCUGAAAGAGUUUAUGAACAAUAGUUUGUUUGCUGACUUAACCCAAAGAAUAUGGGUCCUUUGAGCCAUCUGACAUCUCAGUUUCAGGGUGAAGAGGCUGUAUUUGCAAGGUUGACUGUGCUGAUGUUUUCCAGGUCUGUUUAUAUAUAUUUAGAUUGACAGCAUAUUACUUGCAAGCUAUUUUUAAAUUUGUAUGCAAGACACCACUGACAACAGGCAGAAUGGCCAGCCUCACCAUUAUCCAUCUAUCCAUUAUUUUUAUUCUUACUGACAGGAGUUUAUGUAACAGACGUUCAGCAGUGUGUUAAGGCAUUUGGACAUUGUCACUUGAAGGUAAACAGAAAAACACACCAUUUAGAUUUCCCUGUAGAUUUUAUAACUUAAACUGUAUAGUCAAGACCCCAAUGCUUCUUCCCUCCCACCCCAAUGUCAAAGCUUGUUUUGUUAUCCAGUCCUUGUGGCUGACAUGCAACAUGAUUUUGUCAGGGAAGACAAGGGAGAACAUAGAGAACUGUUUUUUAAAAUAAAGUUUGUGUAUUUUAAA